GGUAGACCGGAAUUCUCCUAACGGGGUGCAGAGGCAUCGGCUGCAGCAGCAGCAGCAGCAGCAUCGGUGCAGGCCCGGCCCCAGGAUUUGCAGCCCGUUCCCAUUCGUGUCCCUUUGGCCCCCCAGCUCUGAACCCCGGGCCCCGUCCCCGAGCUCAGCUCUCGGAUGUCCCAGCGCUCGGAGCCUGCAUGCGCCGUAGGGCGCUCCAGGACCAGGAGCUGGUGGGUCCAGCGGCUCCUGGUGGGCGGGAAACCCGGGGCCCCCCUCCUGCCUCGCGCCCCGUGGUCCCGGUGCUCGUCUUUCCCCCGGAUCUAGUGUUCAGGGCCGACCAGCGGAGCGGACACCGGCAGCUACUCACGCUCUAUAACCCCACGGGAGCUGCGCUUCGCUUCCGAGUCUUGUGCACAGCGCCUGCCAAAUAUACAGUGUUCGACGCCGAGGGCUACGUAAAGGCGCAGUCCUGCAUUGACAUUGUUAUUCGCCAUGUGGCCCCCAUUCCUAGCCACUAUGAUGUCCAGGACCGCUUCCGAAUUGAACUAUCCGAAGAGGGAGCCGAGGGCCGCCUGGUGGGACGCAAGGACAUCACUUCGGUCCUGCGGGGCCCAGCUCACUCCCUUGAGCUUCAGGGACAGGUUGACCCAGCACCCCGGCCUGGACCUCCUGCCUGGACAGCAGCCCCUGCCAUGGCCAGGUGCUUCCCAGAGGCCCCCCACCGCGCCCAUCCGCAACUGGCCACCAGCUCAUUCGUCCUCCUCCUGCUGACCGGCACCAUCUGCGUGGUCUUCCUGCUGCUUCCGCUCCAGGAUGAGCUGGGCAGCGCCCUGCCCCGAAUCCUACAUGUCACCCUGGGACAGAAGCUGGUGGCAGCCUAUGUGUUGGGCCUCCUUACCAUGGUGUUCCUGCGGAACUGAGCAUCCCACUCACCCUCCAAUCCUGCAGCCACACAGGGCUGAGAGAGCACUGUGACGUCAAGCCCUCAACGCCAGCCCCCCUUCUUCCUGCCCUUCCCUAAAGACCCAGGGAUUUGUAUUUAUUUUCCACGUUGAAUAAACUCCAAAUUUUGUAAGGAAAUGGA
Suncus etruscus (white-toothed pygmy shrew) is the source of this 1075-nucleotide messenger RNA. It is a transcript of the gene MOSPD3, whose product is annotated as motile sperm domain containing 3. Lineage: Eukaryota; Metazoa; Chordata; Mammalia; Eulipotyphla; Soricidae. The transcript has 5 exons. The coding region runs from base 189 to 911 and encodes 240 amino acids. The record is from RefSeq and is a predicted model, not a curated record. Gene Ontology annotation, cellular component: cytoplasm.